AUGUCGAAAGUAAUCAGAAGCGUCAAGAAUGUGACCAAGGGCUACUCCAGCGUCCAGGUCAAGGUGCGCGAAGCCACAAGUAACGACCCAUGGGGCCCGACCGGGACGCAGAUGAGCGAGAUCGCUCAGUUGACAUACAACUCGUCGACCGAGUUCUACGACAUAGUUGACAUGCUCGACAAGCGCCUGAACGACAAGGGCAAGAACUGGCGACACGUGCUCAAGGCCCUCAAGGUCCUCGACUACUGCCUGCACGAGGGCUCGGAGCUGGUCGUGACGUGGGCUCGUAAGAACGUUUACAUCAUCAAGACCCUGCGCGAGUUCCAGUACGUCGACGAAGACGGUCGCGAUGUCGGGCAAAAUGUCCGAGUGGCCGCAAAGGAACUUACCGCCCUGCUGCUCGAUGAAGAGCGCCUCCGAGUCGAGAGAAGCGAUAGGAAGACCUGGAAGUCUCGGGUGACAGGUAUCGAGGAGUUCGCACCAGAGGGCAGCGUCCCGCCGCCAUCCCAGCGACGCCAGCGCACGCGCAGGUACAGCGACGAAGACGAUGCCGAGUAUAAGCUCGCUUUGGAGGCGAGCAAGUACCAGGAGGAAGAGGAUCGAAGGAGACGAGAGGGCAACCAAGGUGCCGCCGACACCGACGACGAUCUCGCAAAGGCCAUCAAGCUGAGCAAGGAGGAGGACGAACGCAGAAAGCGCGAGCUGGAAGAACAAAACGCCCAGUCCCUAUUCGCCGAUGACGAUCCGUUCCCUUCGACAAGCCAGCCGCAGCCUACCGGCUUCAACAUGGGAUACCAGCAGGGCAACAAUGUCGACUGGUUCGGCAACCCUACCACUCAAAGCCCGGUAGCAGGGCAACCGACGGGCUACAACUUUAACAACAUGCCCAACCAGCAGUACACCGGUUUCCAGAACAAUGGCUUCCAGAAUGGCUUUGGUGCUCAGCAGACCGGCAUGUACGAUCCCUACGGUCAGCAGCAACAGCAACAACCACAACAAUUUGUUCCCCAGCCGACGGGCUUCAACAAUCCCUAUGCGCAACAGCAGCAAUUCCAGCAGCCUCAGCAGACUGCUACCCCCGAACCCGUUGCCCAGGCUGGCAGCAACAACCCAUUUGGCCGCCAGCAGACCUCGUCCCCUAUGAUGGCUCAGCCAACGGGCUCCAACAACCCAUUUGCCUCGGGCAUGAACAAACCCCAGCCACAGAGAGCACCUACGAUGCCGACUCUCAAUGAGCUACAGUCUAUGCCCGAACCCAAGUCAUUGCAGACCUUCACCCCACCCCCACAGCCAACCUUCCAGCAACCGCCGCAACCACAGCAGCCUCAACGAGAGCUCACUGAGCAUGAGUCAAGGCUCAACCAGCUCCUGGCGUCUGGGGAUGGCAUGGACACAUUUGGCAACACCGGAAACCUGCGUAUUCCCGCCCAACACACCGCCCCAGGCACCUUUGUCAACUCGGCCGGAGCUGGACUCAACAAACUCAACGCCGAGGCGACGGGCAACAACCCCUUCCUGCGUCAGCAGUUUACCGGCAUGCCCCAGGUGUCGUAUCAGCAGCAGCAGCAGCAGCACCCUCAAAUGCCCGCGGCUACCGGCCCGGCUAACAUGGGUAUGAACGGGUUCGGUGGACAGAGCAACCCCUUCUCGGCGCGGCCGCAGCAGCAGAACGGCCAGGGACAGGACCUGAUCCAGUUUUAA
Messenger RNA from Neoarthrinium moseri, 1701 nucleotides. RefSeq lists its product as uncharacterized. Bases 1 to 1701 code for a protein of 566 amino acids. Gene Ontology annotation, cellular component: endosome; plasma membrane; clathrin vesicle coat. The transcript has 4 exons. NCBI's taxonomy places the organism in Eukaryota, Fungi, Ascomycota, Sordariomycetes, Amphisphaeriales, Apiosporaceae. Gene Ontology annotation, biological process: endocytosis; actin filament organization. Gene Ontology annotation, molecular function: clathrin binding; phospholipid binding. The record is from RefSeq and is a predicted model, not a curated record.